Messenger RNA from Penaeus chinensis, 4434 nucleotides. RefSeq names its product zinc finger and BTB domain-containing protein 17-like. Lineage: Eukaryota; Metazoa; Arthropoda; Malacostraca; Decapoda; Penaeidae. Gene Ontology annotation, molecular function: RNA polymerase II cis-regulatory region sequence-specific DNA binding; DNA-binding transcription factor activity, RNA polymerase II-specific; zinc ion binding. The transcript has 19 exons. Gene Ontology annotation, cellular component: nucleus. Gene Ontology annotation, biological process: regulation of transcription by RNA polymerase II. The record is from RefSeq and is a predicted model, not a curated record. The coding region runs from base 326 to 3154 and encodes 942 amino acids.
GACAGUGACAGACAGACAAUCAGACUGAGGGGAUGGUUAUAGAUUCAUGCUCUCACAUCUAAUAACCACACCCACCUCCCUACCCAAACUCCUUCCAUAUAGUCCUCAUAUUUAUUUCCCAUCCCCACGCUAUCCCAACGAUCGCAUGAAUAAAUCCGACGCAGUUUGAAUUAUGAAAUAAUAAACAACAAACCCAAUAAUAACCCUCUAUAAUAAACCCAAUGCACAUUGAAAAGCCACCCCACGCGGUUCGAAACUCCCGCCCCGUGACGUCACGCGCGACCAUGACGGCGGGGGUGGAAGAGAGGGACCUCCGGCAGCCAACAUGGGGACUCUUCUCGCCGAUUCUGCCUUCUGCCGCCUCUGUGCUUCCGAAUUCGAGGUCGGAUUUACCAUUUUUGAUGACAGCGAGGACAAAGCAUCGCUGGCCAUCUUGAUUAACAAGUAUCUGCCCAUCAAGGUUGCUAACGAUGGCCACUUUCCAGUGCGGAUUUGUGAGCGGUGUCACAUGGGAGUGGCAGCGACUGUGGAUCUCAUUGACCGGAUGGUUGAAGGGCAACAGAGAUUGCGGUCAAUGCUGCAGUCUGGGACAGUCCCUGAGGUACUUCAGGCUACUCUUAUUAAUAUCCAAGGGGAUUCAGUAGAUAUUCCCAUGGAUGAUUUAGCUAAAGGGACUGAAGUUGCAAAAGUAUAUGCAGAGAACCAUCCCAUGAGUAUAGCUGUGGAUGGCCAGCCGGUUGUUAAAAAGAAAAGGGGACGGCCACGGAAAGGAGAUAGACCUGUUAAGCAAAAGGUGAAGGAGGAGGAUUCUAGCCUUUUAGAUGAUGAUGAUGAUGUUAAGAAAGGGAGACCAAGAAGGUCUAACAGGAGAGCAAACCUGCCCACAAGGUAUAGGGACUCCAUUGCUGGGCGAGAUUUUGAGAAGCUAAUGAAUGAGUCAGGAGUGAAAGAGGAGAUAAUGGAUGUACAGGAUGAUGCCAGUGAUGCUGACUACAAGCACCAGGGCCUGUCUGGACCAUCAAUGCUGGAAGUCAUAGAGAAGCAGGGAAGUUUAAGAAAUCCCAAGGAUGCUGCUCUCGGCAAGGUUUCAGAAGAUGGCACAAGCAUUGUCAUUGCCCCCGAGUCCUCUGAAGCCCCAUCUGAUCUUCCAGUGUCUGUAAACAUUGAGGUUGACUUCCAGGACGAUGGUAAUAUCACCUUAAGAGGAAUGGAAGAAUUAGAUGAAAAGGAAAAACUUCCUCUUGCAUCUGUGAGCUCUGUUCAGAUUACCAGCAUGGGAGAGUCCAUCAAUAUGCCUUCCAAAGCAGCAUUUAGUGAGCCUACACUCUUCAGAAAGAAGCGAGGUGCCAAAAAGAAGGCAAAAUGGUCAUGCAACAUAUGUGGCAAAGGGUUUCUUCAUAAGGGCAGAUAUCUUCUCCAUACUCGCCUUCACAAGCAGGUGAUUCUGCAAUGUGAGAUGUGUAAAGAUCGAUUUUCUACUCGAGAAGAUAUCAACAUUCACCAACAAGAUACAGGACACACAGGAUUAGGAAUUAUAGAAGUGGAGAAAGAGGGUGAGCAGGUUGAGUUUAAAUGUCCUCAUUGUCCAAAUCGAACCUUUGUGACCUCAGAAGGUUAUAAUAAUCAUGUUGCAAGCAUGCACGAAGGUCAGAAACCAUAUGCUUGUGCCACUUGUGGAAAACGGUUUGCUUACCAGCAUAGCCUUCGAAAUCAUUAUGCAUUACAUGAGCCUCCCAAAGAGGAACGAGAAUACCCUUGCCCUACGUGUGGGAAAGUGUUCACACAUCCAAGCUCACUCAUCUAUCAUCGAGAUUCAACACACAAUAAUGGGCGCAUGUUUGUGUGCCACAUUUGCAAUGCUUCUUUCAAGCACAAGCAACUGCUCCAAAGACAUUACAGUGUUCAUUCUGAAGAGAGACCAUACCCGUGUGAAAUAUGUCACACAGCCUUUAAAACCAGAGGAAACUUGUACAACCAUAUGAAUACCCAUACUGGCCUUAAGAAAUUUACUUGUGAAAUAUGUGGAAAGCAGUUUAAUCACUUGACAUCUCUUACGCUUCAUGUUAGAUCUCAUACGGGUGAGAAGCCCUUUAAGUGUGACCACUGUGAUAAAAGGUUUACCCAGAAUGGCAACCUUCAGGAGCAUAGAAGAAUUCACACUGGAGAAAAGCCAUACUGUUGUGAAAGCUGUGGCAAGAAAUUCACCACUUCAUCUCAGUUCAAACUCCACAUGAGAAGGCAUACAGGAGAAAGACCCUUUGCUUGCACGUACUGCAACAAGGCUUUCUUGCAUCGAGAGGCAUGGCGCACGCAUGAGAGGAAGCAUAGUGGGGAGAAACCUUAUGUGUGCAAAACCUGUAAUAAAGGUUUUACAGAGCAAUAUACACUCAGAAAGCACCAGCGCUUGCAUACAGGAGAAAAGCCUUACAUAUGCAAUGUAUGUGGAAAAGCAUUCAGCGAUGCCUCCAACUUGCACAAACAUCGCAGGUGUCACAGAGAGGACGAAGCUUGGCUACUACAAGAACCUGGAACUAUUGAAACAACGGAAGGAGAUCAUCGUAUCAUUUAUAUUUUAUCUGACAAAGAUGAGCCUGAUGCUGCGACUCUUACAGCACUGCAGGCUGUGGACACUGAAAUGGCAGAGAAUUCCCACCUGGAGAACAUGACAGAAGGAGCAGCACAGAUGAUCCAGCUGAACCCUGACAGUCAGACCCUGCAGGGCUUUGCACUCGCCACAUAUGACCAGCCUUCCACAGCAGCAGUCAUGCUCCAAGAGGGCGGAGGACAGGAGUCGGAUAGGCGGAUUCAGAUUUUUACAAAUGAUGAAGGGCAGUCAGUAAUUCCAGUCAUCAAUUCAUCAGGAGAAGCCAUUGGGGAAGUGGAAGGCCAUUUUUUGACAGGGUCGGAUGGAAACACAAAUGUGAGCAACCUGAGCAACAGCAGUACACUGGAGAUCACACUGAAAGAUGGACAGCCACUCAGCCUAGUAAUUCCGGAUGGGGAAGAUCCAACGCUCUAUGUACAACGCGCUUUGGAGUCGGCUGUCUUGUCCCAGCAGCAGUCCUCCACACAGCAGAAGCCACAAUCGAAGCAAACACAGCACCACCGUCCGCAUCACACUCAGCAGCAAGAGAGUCAUUCACAGUCUGAAUAAAAACGUUUUGCCAUCUAUGAGGACUAUGCUUGACAGCGAGAACCAGAUUAAGAAGGAAAAAAUUAAUGCUGCUGUUCAACACUUCAUUUAUGUAUAUAUGUUUGUAUGUUUAUAUAAACACAUUUUCCUGAGAAAAGUCUUGGUGGCUAAAGUUCACACAACAGAUCUAUGCAACAAGUAUGGUAAUGUUAGCAUGAUGGAUUAACCCACUUGAGGGGUAAAGGCUUAACUGUGGAUUUUUGUACAUAUUUUUAUAUAUGUAGGUAAGAAAUAGCUGAUAUGACAAGAAAUAGGAGGAGAAAGAACAAAACUGUGGACUGUUGCAAAUAAAUUUGUGUUUGUGUGUGUGUGUGUUCGUUUGUGUGUGCGUGCGUGCGUGCGUGUGUGUGUGUAUUCUGGAAAAGAGAAACUGCUUUGUACGAAGCCUGCUUUAAAAUGGAAGAAAUUUUCUGGCAUGAAUUUAAUUAUAAUGUAAAGAAUUCAAGAAACAUUUGUAGCCUUUGAAGUAUCACAUAGCAACAAGUCAAUAAAUAACAAUGAUAGGAUCCUGACCUCUGUUGAUACUAUUCCUGGAAUAUCAGAAUGGACUGUGGAAAUUUAAUCGCCUUCAUAACUCAACUGUGAUGCAGUUUCAAAUAUUCAAAUGUGACAAGAUCUAAACUUAGGUUCCAGUGUUAUUUUCAUACAGGCAGCUAAUUUGAGGAUUUUGAAUAUAAGAAAGAGAAGGAAAAAUUAAGAUAUUUACUGAUCUUAUCAAUAAUCUUAAUAUUCUGUAGUGUGGUGUUAAAGCUACACAUGCAGUAUGUAUUUUUGGAUGUUCCAUCAAACCAAACAGAACAAUCUCAGUUUAAAAUUCACCCUUGAAAUGAAGCUAUAUUAUUAAGAAAAUAUUAGAUAACAUUACUGCAUACCGAAUGCUGUUCAUUUGGCAAGCAUUUGGUUAUAUUUGGUAUUUUGAUGUUUUAUUAAAUUAUAGGACAUGUGGUGCUUCAUGAUUAUCUCAAUGAUGUUAAUGUUGACUGGCUAAAUUAUGCAAUAAUAAAGGCUUUGGCAAUGCCAGGACUUUGGAAUAGAAUGGUAUUUAUUUAUUUAUCUAUUUAAAGGAUUUUAUUGUACUUUUAUUUGACUAGGUUGAGAAUUGUUAAUCAUGUAUAUUUAUUUGACGUAAUGUGCUGUAUGGGACUACACAGACUAUUCUGUAUUAGGAUUUAAUAGAUCGGUAGGUAUUUUUACAAAGUUAUGUCCAGAAGCAACAGUGAGAGUAAAAGUGCAUGUAUGUG